AUGGUAAUCAUUGAUGAAGUGUCCUUGGUUUCUGGCCUUAAUUUGAUUUAUAUACACAUGAGAAUGAAUGAUUUAUUUGAAUCAGACAAAUGGUUUGGUGGUAAGAAUGUCCUCUUUGUUGAUGACAUUCUUCAUUUGCAACCAGUUCGUGGUGAACCAGUGUUUGAACAAGUAACAGCAAAAACAUUGAAAUACAGACUUGGUAGUAUGGGUGCAGUAAACAUAUGGCGUGAUACUGUCACCUAUUACAAUUUGUCUAUAAACGAAAGAGAAAAAAAUGAUCAGAAAUUUUCUGAAAUGUUGGACAAAGUGGGACGUGGCUUUCUAAACAAUCAGACUCUUGCUACACUUUCGGAAAGAGUAUUUUUAAUGCCCAUUUCGAACAAAUUUAAAAUAUUACAAGAGGCUGGUAAUGCUCCUGUUUGCCGGUUUCCUAAAGUAGAUAUGUGCAGAGAAUUUAAUGAGGAAAUGCUAACUGAUCUACCAAGUCCAGCUAAGGAAAUAGAAGCCACAACUUUAAUCGAUGCAACUGUUACCAUAUGUAGAAAGGGUGACAAUUUAGAAGAAAAGGUUACGAAAAAUUUGUAA
This is a messenger RNA of Amphimedon queenslandica, 588 nucleotides long. RefSeq lists its product as uncharacterized. NCBI's taxonomy places the organism in Eukaryota, Metazoa, Porifera, Demospongiae, Haplosclerida, Niphatidae. The record is from RefSeq and is a predicted model, not a curated record. The transcript has a single exon. Bases 1 to 588 code for a protein of 195 amino acids.